Molecule: messenger RNA, 1978 nt
Organism: Anthonomus grandis grandis
Lineage: Eukaryota; Metazoa; Arthropoda; Insecta; Coleoptera; Curculionidae
Product: piggyBac transposable element-derived protein 4-like
Exons: 2
Coding region: 151-1236 (361 amino acids)
Source: RefSeq, a predicted model, not a curated record
ACGUAGGAAUGCAGCUUCGUUGUGGCCGAAUUUACGAAAAUGGGUCAAAGUGACCCAGCAGUAGUUGUUGCGUUAUAAAUAUUUUCAAUUUAGCACUUUAUGAAAUAAUUAUUUUGUUAUCCAUAAAAAUGGAUUCCAAAUUAUACACGGAUGCGGAGACAUUAUUUAGACAUUAUAGAAAAUGACGAUUUUUGGCAGGACCUCGAAAACGUGGAUGAAACUAAUGAGUUCACGGAUGAUGAAAAUGACGCCAAUGUGCCCUUGGAAAUUGCUGAGAAUGAACAGGACGCUCUUAGAAAAAUUUUGGAGGAUGAAGAUAAAAGCGAUGAUUCUGAAGAGGACUGCGAGCUAUUUAGUGAACAUGAUUCUCUGAGUGAGGCUUCUGGGGUUUUUGGCAAUGAUGAUUCUGAGGAAGAUCAACCUCUAAUUAAUUUUACGUCUUGCAUUGGAAAGGAUGGAACAAGAUGGUCAAAAGGAGCAGCAACACGUGGAAGAGCAGCAGCUCAUAACAUUAUUUACACUAAACCAGGUUUGAAGGGCUUUGCAUUGUCCAAUCCACCCAAGUCACCUGAGUCAGCAUGGAACUUACAUAUAAAUGAUAAGAUCCUAAAGAUAGUUUGUAAAUUUACAAAUAUAAAAAUUGGACUGUGUCAGGCCAAAUAUAAAAGUUUCAAAAGACGUAGGGCUGCCAGAAGAAAAUUUCAGCCAACGUUUAUUGCCAAAACAAGUGAAGAUGAGCUAAAAGCAUUUUUUGGUUUGUUAUAUUUUCAAGGCGUAUUCAAGUCGGGUCAUGAGGAUCUAAGGUCAAUGUGGUGUACUGAUGGAAUAGGAAGAGACAUUUUUAGAGCUACAAUAAGCCUUGCAAGAUUUUCUUUUUUGCUUUGUUGUUUACGCUUUGAUGAUUUACAAACCAGGAAGGAAAGGAUCAAAUUGGACAAACUGGCGCCGAUUUCAGAAGUUUUUAAUACAUUUGUGGAUAACGCACCGGAAAUGUAUAACCCUGGUGAUAAUGUUACCCUGGAUGAGAUGUUGGUACCCUUUAGAGGUAGAUGCGGAUUCCGUAUGUACAUCCCUAGUAAACCAGCUAAGUAUGGCUUGAAAGUACAAAUUCUGGCGGAUUCAAAGACCCACUAUAUGUUGAACGCCGAAAUAUAUACUAUACAGGUGCCCAAAUUGGAGAUCGGACCCCUAAAGAAAAACGUUUUUCGAAUCCUUCGGAGGUUGUGCUUCGUUUGACAAAGCACAUAAUGGGUACCAACCGUAAUGUAAUCGCUGACAACUGGUACUCUUCAAUUGAGAUAGUCAAUGAGCUGCUGAAUAAUAAGCUUACUUAUGUAGGCACUCUAAAAAAAAUAAACGUCAAAUACCACCAGAAUUUCAACCCAGCCGUAAGCGACAACCUAAAAGUUCACUGUUUGGUUUUUCUCCGGCGAUUACCAUGGUAUCAUUUGUUCCAAAAACUAAUAAAGCAGUUAUAUUAGUAUCAAGUAUGCACCACGAUUAUAAGAUAAAUGAAAUUUCAUUGAAACCAGAUAUAAUCGAGUACUACAAUGGGACUAAAGCAGGGGUUGAUGCUCUUGACGAAAAAUGCGCAAAUUAUUCUACUUCGCGCAGAACAAGACGUUGGCCAAUGGUAUUAUUUCAUGCAAUAUUGAAUAUUGCUGGAUUUAAUAGUUAUGUUUUAUAUAACUGUGCCCCUAAUGAAACAAAAAUUACGCGCUAUGAUUUUCUAAAGCGGCUAGGGGUAUCGUUAUGCAAGCCGUUCAUCAUAAAAAGACUAGGAAAUACAAAGGUACCUCGAAAGGUUCGAGAAAUGGGCUCUGAUAUUUAUCACACUGAGAUUCCAGAACCUCCUGUGCCCACUCACUGAUAGAACAACGUGGUCAAAGGACCGAAAAACAAAUACUGUUUGCAAUAAUUGUAAAAAGCCUUUGUCAACAAUGUGCAGUAAAAGUUUGUCCUAACUGUACUAAGUAAG